AUGCCCGUCACGGAGAUUGACAGUAAAGUGAGUUGGAAUUGUAGAGUGGGGUCUUUAACGGGGUCAAAUUUCAAGUAGGUGCUAGUCGUUCCAGAAAGUGCGUAGACUUUUUGUUACCGUGCACAAAACCCCAUUUUUGCACCGUUCAUUUGAACGCUUGCACGGUGCAAGUGCAAUAUCGCAGCGGCGCAGCUUUUCUGAACGAAAACGUCGCGAAUUUUGGGGGAGAAAAGAAAUCGUUGACGAAAAGUUUGCUUUUCGCAGAGAAAAGUCGAGAUUUUUUGCCCGAAAAAUCUCCAAAAAUAUGAUUUUUUUUCAAAUUUUCAAAAUCAAAAAAAUGACGUCAUAUUUGAAGGGUGAUUUACCCUCUGGCUAUAAACCAAUCCCUGAAAAUCUUAGCCUAUUUUCGGCGCCAGUGAAGAUAUUCAACGAACUUUACCGGCCGAGAGAGUACGCUGAAUGCGGAGGGCGGUCAGAGAAAAACCCCCUAUAUCGCUGCCAGUUUCGUUCGGAGAAAAUUGAAAAGGAUCGUGUCGCGCGACAUGCGCCAUGCGUUGCGAAAAAGGGCCGAAAAAAGUGUGCGCCGCGGCGCAAGGUUUCCCAACUUUGUCGCCGCAAAUUUUGCUCGCGCGGCAGACAUUUCACCGUGCGAAAGGUGGAAAAAUGCACCGCGAAAAAAGUCUGCGCAUUUUCUGGAAGAAUUAGUAUACCACACUUGACUCAUGUUUUGAUGCGUUGGAUGCGAACAGAGCACCUGGGCGAACAGUUCACGAGGACCAAACCGAUUUUUUGAGAAUUGUUUUGGGUUCUGAAAAAAUGAUUAUAUCGGUCUGUCGGGAAAAAAACGGCGGAUCGUCGCGCCUCGGAGUCGCUCAUCAUCGCUUUGCGACUGCAAGCCGCGGCUUGGGAUUUGGCGGGCGAUAGCGGCGAGGCGAUACAUUUUGCUGCGACGAUCCGCCGUUAUUUUUCCGACAGACUGAUAGUAAGUGUGGCGGACAAAAUUUACCUUGGUCUUCCCUUACCAUCAAACCAAAGAAAGUAGAUCGAAAAAACCUGCUUGCUCCCGUUUUACACAAGUCUAUUUUUAAGGUGAACUGUUUGCCGAGGUACACUGUUUGGCCAGGUGCAUUGCUCGGACCAACUCGUCUGUAGCCACCUCUGAUGGUUCCAAAAAAAACUUGAGAAAACCAAAAAAAAAAAAAAAUAUCGCACGGCGACAACUUUAGAUUCACGGUGCAAUGGGAAAGGAAAAGUCUAUUUUUUUGUAAAAAAUUUCUUCCUUUCCCAUGCCCUAGACAGUGCGAUUCAAAAAUCGCUUUACUUUUCAAUUACAGGGUGGGGCAUCUUUGUGGCCCGAUUUGAAUUGGCUAUAACUUCUUUAGUUUUUGGCCAAAUUUUAAAAUUCUUUUUUUCCCUGAAUCGUCAGCCAACCCCAUUUUGUUUGAUGCCAAAUAUGUUAUACAUAGGUAAGUGUCAUCUACAGUUAUUGAUUAUUCUUGUAGUUCAUUUUUUUGGUCGUUUUCGGUUGUUUUUUCGGCCUUUCCCGGUGUGUCCGAAAAUGGAGUCCGGUGUGGAAGAAAAAGCUUGGUCUGUGGUUUGGUAUGGCAAAUACGGUUCGCCGAUAAAUGACUGUAGAUGACUGUCCAAUAACUGUAGAUGACACUUACCUAUGUAUAACAUAUUUGGUAUCAAGCAAAAUGGGGUUGUCUGAGGAUUCAGGGGGAAAAAGAAUUUUAAGAUUUGGUCAAAAACUAAAGAAGUUAUCGCCAAUUCAAAUCGGGCCACAAAGAUGCCCCACCCUGUACAUAAUUACCUUACAUUCAGGAGCAGCUACAGAAGAUCCUGGAGGAAGCGGGCGAUGGUUUGGUGGUUGUCAAAUUCUUCGCCACAUGGUGCGGACCUUGUCGAAUGAUGGCGCCAAAGUUCUUGGUAUAGUUGGCUUUUUUGUUUGUAUACAAAUUUAUUAUUUGUAUACAAUAUGUUGUUUGGUUUACAAGGGAAGUACCCGAAGUGCGACGGUCAUAUUUUCUUUAAAUUUUAAACAUUCUUGGGGCAUAGUUCAUAUAUCAACCACUGAAAAUUUUAGCUCGGACUUUGCAGCGGCAGCCGGGAUAUUCAACGAUUUGCCGAGAGAGUGCGCAAAAAGCGGAGAGCGGUCAGAGGGAACCCCUUUUUGGCCAUAUCUUUGCCAGUUUCUGGCGGAAAAAAUUGAUUUUUUGUAGAAACGUUACUCUCUACGGUAGAAAUAGCUAUGAAACUUUUCAUGCCAAAAUUUGAAAAAAAAGUUGUAAAUUUUUUUCCAAUUUUUGACCAAAAAAUCUCGGUCGUUUCUGCAAGGCGCGAGCUAGAAAUCUCGAAUAUGUCCUAAAAAAUCGUUCUAAAUUUGUGCCAACUUUCAUUAAAAUCUGAGCGUCGUACUUGAAGUACUCCCCUAUCAUCAGUCUGUCGGGAAAAUAAUGUGGAUUUGUCGUGGAAAAAAGUCUCUUCUCACCGCAGCCAAAUCUCCAGCUGGAGGUCGCAUGAUGGGCUUCCAAGGCGCGACAAAUCCACGUUAUUUUCCCGACGGACUGAUAUCAAGCUGUCGGGAGAAUGGUGUGGAUUUGUCGCAGCAAAAUUUCUCUCCUCGUGCCUGCUAUUAGGUCUAAAAGUAUGACUCCGCCGUUUUUUUGUUUUGCAUUUUUUACAAGUAGGAAUACAAUUUUGCAAUUUCGGUUUAUACGAUAUGAAAGGACGUUGAAAACGCUGUCCAAUGACAUACGCUUCGUACAGUGAGGCCUUAUAUAACGGUUUUUAUGAAGCUUCAAAGAUGACCGACUUCAUCUCAAGAAGAGGUGACAAAUUGUGGGAAAAUAUCGUGGUUAGCAGUGGUAAUAAUAAUUAAAUAAGCUUUAAUGUAAUUUUUUUUGUUUUGAUUAAAAUUGUCGAGCCAAAAAAACGGCGGACUCAUACUUUUAAACCUAAUAGAAUUAGAAAAUUACUUUAUUCAUCGCAAAUUGAACUCGUUGAAAAAACACCUGUUUUUAGAAGCUCUCCAACGAAUACACUGGCGUCACUUGUGUGGAAAUCGAUGUGGAUGAACAGGUAGAUUUUAGUCAUCAAACAAAAAUAAUGUAUAUAAAUGCACAUAUGAAAGUUUACACUUUUUUAAUUUUUUUAACCUUUAUAUACUGUAGUAUAUGAAGCCACAUACCGGCUCUUUGAAGCCAUAAUAUGAAACAUUAAUCCCUUCAAUUUCGCUUCCAGGAAGAGCUGGUCCAGGCCUAUGACGUGAAUGUAAUGCCGACCUUUGUUUUCGUCAAGAAAGGCCAGGAAAAUGUAAGUUCUCCCAUUUUUUAUUAGCUACAUAAAAUGUCAUGGGAAUGCGGCAGUGUUCUCAUGGCAAAUAAUGAGAGCUUUCGAGGGAAUGAGGUCAAUUAUAAUGCUGUAGUUUGAAGGAAAAUUUGAAGUCCAACUGAGGCUUGUUAUAACGGUUUAACAGAGAGCUUAACUCCAUGCCGAAUGCUAGGAGAAGGCUUAGUUAGUAGAAAUAAUAAGAUGGGUCGUAUCCUAGGAUAGCUUAUCACCAAUUUGAGGUAUUUUACAUGUACUCAUACUCACAUCAAUAAUGUCUAAACAAAAGUUACGAAUCUUCGUUAUUUGCCUCAAAUUUUGGUCUUUUAUAUGUUAAAAUAACUCGGAGUGAAGAAAAGUAACGUUAGUAAAAGCUAAAGUUGGAAAGAGUUCAGAUUUUGCAAGUCUUCUCCAAGUCUCCGUCGAGCCUUUGCUGAGCCUCCGCCGAGCAUCGAGCGAGUUUCCCAGGCUUCGUAUACUGGUUGACAAAAAUUUCUUUCCACCUCGUAUCUCGGGAACCGCUGGGCCUAGAACCCCCAAAUUCGGCACAGACACAUCCUGGGACAAUCUAACACCAUACCCAAAAAAUAAUUUAAUUUGAUGCACUUUCAGUGCACUUUUUAUGCAAAGGGCAAAAAACGGGAUGACAAAAUUUUCUUUCCGCUUUGGAAAAAACGCUUGUAAAUCAUAAGCCAGGGGGCGCUAAGGCAUUAUUGUAGUAUCGUUGUGUUCGCGAAGGAGUCCUCUCUUGUCACAAUUUCACAGGAGUUUUCGUUUUAGGCGCUUCUUUCAAACUAUUUUGUAAGAAGUGCCUACAAAAAAAAAUUCUGGUGCGUAUCGAAAAAAGCCGUUUGCACGGGGCAAAAAGCCAGGAUUUGCACAGUGCAAAGUGAACUUUUGUUUUCGCACAGCGCAUGCCGCCAUAUAUAGUUGCUCCAGCGACUUUGCGGACGGACUGGUUUCAAGAUUAACGUUUGGAUGGCAUUUUCUAUAGAAAUAUGUGUCAAAACUUGCUCAGAGUCUGUAGCUGUUCUGUAAUCUUUUUUCGCACCAUGUUGAGCUAACGGCGAUGUAAAAAAUGUUCUAAAAUUUUCACUGCACUCUCGGAAAGAGGAUUAAACAUCUCCGCCGCGGAUCGAAUCUGAGCGCGCAAAAUUUAAGGGAUUGGUUACUGGGGUAUUUGGAGAGUCUACGCAAAAUUUUAAUAAAUUUUUGGAAGUACCCCAACAUAAAAAAAAUCAAUAAAAUCGAAAAAAUUUUUUUGCGAACAGUAGAGCAUUUAUCCACCGCUUAAUGUUUUUGUUUUUUUUUCAGUUCAUCCUCGAAGGCAAUAAUUUCGAAGAGCUGAAGAAGAACUUUGAAGAGCGCUCCAAAUGA
This is a messenger RNA of Bursaphelenchus xylophilus (pine wood nematode), 4707 nucleotides long. Lineage: Eukaryota; Metazoa; Nematoda; Chromadorea; Rhabditida; Aphelenchoididae. The record is from the annotation of a GenBank genome assembly.